CAGGCGAGUCGGCAAGUCCGGUCCGGUUUUAUUUUUCUUCUUUCAGUCUCCCCUCUCGGCAUCGCGACACUUACCCUCUUCUUUCUCUCGAGGAAAAAAAUCGAUAUUUGAAAGAACCGUUGGAGGUGAGAAAUAUUUGCAGGGAUGGAAGAAAAGCCUCCUCGCUCUAAUCUCAAGCGCCAAUUCUUCGAAGACCAAGACUCCAACAAGCCUCCCGCGCAAAAGAGGGUUAGGUUCCCCAAGGGAAAGAAGGUAAAGCCUGGAGAAGAAGUACCGAACAGAGUUGAUAUCGAAGACGGUUCGGGUGACUUGAAGGAUCUUCAUCUUGCUGCUAAGGAGCGCUCCAAACGCCGCAGUCAAAUUACCACAGAGCUAUUUGCUGAAGAUGGACGGGGAAUGCUUAAUGAUGUCACGGGUGCUGAAGUUUCAUAUGAGGAUAAUGAGAACUUCAUUGAUGAUGGAGUUCAAAUAGAACCCUUCAAUCUUAACAAGGAAAGAGAAGAAGGAUACUUUGAUGCGGAAGGAAACUUUGUUGAAUAUGUUGCUGACAAGGAAAUCAAGGAUGCCUGGCUUGACAGUGUUGAAGCUGACAUAAAAUAUACAGGAAAAGCAUCUGUAACAACAAAUGGUGAAGAUAAUGAAGUUGCGGCACAAGAUCUUUCUUCCCAAGACAUUGGGAAAAUAAAGAGACGGAUUGCUGAUGUGCUUGAACCUGGAGAAACGGUUUUACAAGCUCUGAGAAGGUUGAAAGGAACAUCAAAUAACAGAAAGGAGAAAAUGCCAGCUGAGACAAAGCGUGUAUUUGAUCAACUAACUGAGGAUGCCAUUAAGUUAAUGGAGAAUGGUGAUUUCAAUGUGUACCAUGAGAAGCAAGAAGUUUUCCGGCGUGAGGCAGAGGGAUAUGAGAAGUUAGCUCUGGCCAGGGACAAAAGCUUAUCUGCUGAUGCAGCGCUGGACAGUUCUCAUCCCAACUUGGGAAGUGAUGUACUCACAGAUACAAAUUAUCUGGGAGUAACUUCCUCAGUACUUUCUGACUCGGCCAUGGGUACUUCAAAUUCAAAUAUAAUUGCUGCAGAAGCUUCAAGCAAUGCUGCCGACAGUUAUGAUAUGUUUGCAGACGAUGACGAUAAUGAAAAUAUUAAACCGUCAUCUGAGCCUAAUUCUUCCACUGACAUUCAAUCAUCAUCAGAAGCUGUCAACACUUUUUCUGAGACCGGAGGGGCCUAUAAUGAUUAUGUGUAUGAUGAGUCUUCGGGGUACUACUACAGUAGCACUUUGGGAUAUUAUUAUGAUCCAUCUACAGGACUAUAUUGCUCAGCAGCAUCAGGGCAAUGGUAUUCCUUUAAUGAAGCAACUGGAACAUAUGAUGAAGUCAAGGAGGCUGCGUCCACAUAAAUCGAUAGAAUUGCUGCUUCAGUGUAGGAUGUUGUACAGGCUACAAAGUCGGAGGUUUGAAAUUCUCAUGCUCCUCAUCUCUUAUUGGUUUGAGAUCAAACCUUUAACAGUUUGUAGUUAGAAUGAUGUGGAACUCUAAACUUAGCCUAGUUGGUGUGUGAAGUCUGUAGUUUCUUUUGUACUGUUUAUUUUAGCAAGUAAAGAUCACUUGGGACUUCAUUUGAAAUAGGUUUGAGCUGUUCAAAUUAAGGGGAAUUUACCUCUCCCU
Messenger RNA from Hibiscus syriacus, 1663 nucleotides. RefSeq lists its product as uncharacterized. The transcript has 10 exons. The record is from RefSeq and is a predicted model, not a curated record. Gene Ontology annotation, cellular component: U5 snRNP. Bases 145 to 1395 code for a protein of 416 amino acids. Lineage: Eukaryota; Viridiplantae; Streptophyta; Magnoliopsida; Malvales; Malvaceae.